AUGCGCAUAGGAUGCGAGGGGGGCGGGGCCUCCUCUCAGAGGAGGUGCAAAGCCCCCAAACAGGCUGCAUCUCGGGUGGAGCUGCCAGGGCUCCCAGCGCUGGUGCCUCUGCGGGCAGGGGAGUGCUGGCGGCGGGAACCGGAGCCAGCGCAGCCUUCAGACAGCACUGCGGAGCCCAGCGCCAGCAUGGAGGGCGUGGAUGUGUGGGCCAGCACCUUGGCCCAGCUGAUGGCCAAGAGGAAGCCCCAGGACACCUGGGAGCUGGUCCCCGAGGAGAACCUGGCCUCAGGGCACCUGGACAGCAGCGGUUUCCAGUACCGGCUGCGGGGGCUCUCGAGGCUCCAGUGUGGCCGCUGCCAGUGGGGCUGGUCCUCGGCCCACGUGCACAUCCUCUUCCACUUGUGGUGGGAUGAGGAUGCCCGGCAGGGGCUGGUGAAGAUGCGCAUCUGGGCCCAGCGGUGCCGGCUGUGCCCGCCGGGCGGGGCCCCCUGCCAGGUCAGCCUGCUCAACGUGCGGCUGUUCCUCAACAAGCUGGUGCAGUUCAUCGUGCAGAAGUGCUACGGGGAGGGCCCAGGCUCCGACCAGUGCCCUGAGAUCUGCUUCGGCGAGCACUGUGAGGCCUGCGACCUGGGGGUCUGCUUCUUCCAGAAGCCCCCAGACCCCGCCUGGGGGCCCGAGGUCAAGAGCCCCAGCACCAUCAAGGGCAGGUUCACCCUGUAUGGUGGCAGCAACGUGGACGCCCCCACUGCCAGCCAACAGCUGCGCACGCUUGGCUGCGGGCUUGUGGUGGACCGCUCCAGGGGCUACACCCCCAACUCCAUCAUGGUCCCCCUCUCCGUGGCCGACUUCAUCAAGAACCCCCUCUCCGAGGGCAGGGACUUCUUCGGCGACGAUGAGGAGAUCGUCACUGUCCCCUUCUCCCUUGUGCAUGAGGACAAGGGGCCCAUGACCAACCCCACCGGGCCGCUCACCAUUGGCAGGGGCUCCCUCUACCUGCCCACCAGCUCCAAGGCCACGUCCAAAGGCAGACGCUUCCCAGUGAACAUUAAAACCCCCGUUUUCCACGGCAAAGGCCUCCUCCUCAGCGGCACCAAGGAGAUGACAGGCUUCAUCUACAAAGGCCACGGCUGCGUCUCCGACCCUGAUGAAGAUGAAAAUGAAGAUGAAGAUGCAGACGAUGGCUGGGGCCCCACGUUCGGCAGCAGUGGUCCCAUCAUUGAAGUCACUGGUGGAAACGGCCCGCGGCCAAUGACCUACAUCAUCGGCCUCAUGAACAACGGGGAGGGCUCCGUCACCUUCCCCUCUUCCUUGACCAAUGUGGUCCUUGAAGGCGAGGACCCCUUUGACCUCAUCUACGGCUCCCUCACCUUCCCUUUCAUCUUCGCCGACAAGGGCAAAGGCGGGGCUUCUUCUGCUGGCGUCACUGAAGGCAAAGGGAAGGAGGAUGGCGGCAGUGGCCCUGUCCCCAUCAGCGAGGGCUCCGUCACUAUCCCCUUCUCUGUCCUCAGUAUCAUUCAGAGCAAGGGCUCUGGCAACGAUGUCAGUGGCCCUCAAAGCAAUGGCCUUGCCGCACAUGGCUUUUCCAAGGAGCAGGGGCAGCCGGGGCCCAGGGCGGGCAAGUCCGGCCCUGGGUCCUACUGGGAGGAGGACUUCUGCUGGGCCGAAGGCUUCUGCUUCGACCCCUACGAAGAAGUCUGGAUCUGGGUCUCCAUGACCGUCUGCGUCCUCUGGAUAAUGUACCUGUACAAGUUCAGCCCUGACCACUCCCCGCGGCAAGCCCCCGGCCACCUUGGCCGCCCCCUGCUUCCAUGUUCUGUCUCCUGCUGUGGUCAGCUGGGCCACCCCGGGGGGACAGUAACCUGCCCCUCCCCCAACAUCACCGGACAGCGCUGUGCGGCGGGCAGUCCUGGGCCUUUUGGACUCACGGCCCCCGCCCCCAGCUCCGGCCCCUCCUCCAGCCCCCGCCCGGCCGCCCGCGUUGUCCUGCGGCGCCCCCGAGUGGCCGCUAGCGGGAAGCGCAGCCCUGCGAUGGGGAAGGUGGCAGCAGGGUCCCCAGGUGCCUCGGCAGACAGGCUGAGUGGCCCCGGUCAGCACCGGGACCCACCACUGUCUCCACCCCGGGUCCAGGUGGAGGGGCAGCCAACCCAGCCCAAGGCUGCAGCUGAGUUCUGCCCCGGAGGGGGCCUGGGAGGCCGAGGACAGGCCUGGUGGCAGAGCAGGCGGCUGGAGCUGGAGGGCCACUGGCAUGGCACAGGUGUGACCCGCACCUGCGGCGGAGGUCACGGGGACCCUGUGUUCUCUCCGCUCUGGCCGCUGUUGCCCAAGCACGUGUCCUGCCCCAGCAGCCCUGACCUCGGCCCCAGCCGUGCCGGCUGCAGGGCCCUGCUCGGUGCAGAAGGGUGGAGUUUAAGCCUGUCGGUGAAGUUUUUGUUUCAGACGUGGCACUGUUUGCUUGGCGACCCGUCCUGGGGUCCUGCUGAUGGCGGCCAGGUUUGGUGCCGAGAAUCGACUUCCUUCCUUCAGGGCUUGAGUUUUGCCCUGACUGGACUGUCUGCAGCCCUGGACGCUGGUGCUGGUCUCCGUGAGCUCACGGCCCCUCUGGGCUCCACCUCCCGGGGGAGGGGCAGCAUCCCCAGGCAGAGAGCCGUGCGGGGCUGUGGCUCACGGUCGGCUCUGCCUGCUGCCCUGUAUUUGUCCAGUUUUGCAGCCAUGGUGGCAGCAGAGCAAGUCGGCACCAGUCAGGCUGCCGAGGCCAGAGGUGUAAGUUUCCUGCCAACCUGGCAACCCAAGGGCGCCCAGGUCAGCGACAGGGAAGAGUGA
Messenger RNA from Mesoplodon densirostris (Blainville's beaked whale), 2820 nucleotides. RefSeq names its product receptor transporter protein 5 (putative) (gene RTP5). Gene Ontology annotation, biological process: protein targeting to membrane; protein insertion into membrane; detection of chemical stimulus involved in sensory perception of bitter taste. Gene Ontology annotation, molecular function: olfactory receptor binding. The record is from RefSeq and is a predicted model, not a curated record. The coding region runs from base 1 to 2820 and encodes 939 amino acids. NCBI's taxonomy places the organism in Eukaryota, Metazoa, Chordata, Mammalia, Artiodactyla, Ziphiidae. The transcript is spliced from 10 exons.